Messenger RNA from Brugia pahangi, 1905 nucleotides. NCBI's taxonomy places the organism in Eukaryota, Metazoa, Nematoda, Chromadorea, Rhabditida, Onchocercidae. The record is from the annotation of a GenBank genome assembly.
AUGAAUCGUAGUUCAUGGAGAGACGAAUUCGGUCCAAUAAUGAAUACACUUCGCAUUUUGGUGCGCAGCCAAUUAGGAUACCAAAUGCGGCAUCUUGACUUCAAGGGUUCAAGGUGGACGCUCGAAAAAUUUUGCGAUCUUUUUGGACGUGCUCAAACAGUUUCUUCAAGUGUUAGGGAACUCACGAAACUUGCUACACGAGGCAUAUAUCCUGGUACGGCAGGUUACACGGUCUCGGAUGCAGGUCUUGAUAAUUCGUCAAGUCUUAUACAAGUUUUUCAUGAGGAUGCCAGCACUUCGAACAACUCUGACAACAAACCCUGGAAGAACGGUGACAGUGGAUUAAGCAAAAAACAAGCUUCCGAAAGUUCUGUAUUAGGAUUUAACUAUAUUUCAAAGAAGGAUGCAGAUAUUGUUUCGUCAAUAGUUUCUCCGAAAUCGAAGUAUUAUGAACCGCGUUUACCAAAGGGCUAUCAGUUGAAAGCUUUGGAAGUAGAAUCCUUAAAUACAAAGAAUCGGGAACGCAAAGUACCAAGCUCUCGCAUAGCAAGAUUUGCUCAAUUUGGCCAACUUGGAGUCAGUCUCAUUAUGGGUGCAGCUGCAGAAGUCAGCAAGCGGACACUGGGAUUUAGUAAGCCUGCAAAUCCAUCAGCAGAUACCAGUAUUACUUCUACCGGAAAUCCAUUCAUGACGGAAGCGAAUGCUGAGAAGAUUGUACGCACUCUGUGUAGAGUGCGUGGUGCUGCCUUAAAGUUGGGUCAAAUGCUCAGCAUACAAGAUUCGGAAUUAAUUUCACCAACGUUACUCAAAAUAUUUGAACGUGUUCGACACAAUGCUGAUUUCAUGCCAUCAUGGCAGGUUCACCGUCAGAUGUGUGAUUCGUUUGGUGAAAACUGGCGUGAGAAAUUUAGAAGAUUUGAGGAUGUUCCGUUUGCGGCUGCAUCCAUCGGACAGGUUCACCGAGCUUGGUUACCUAGUGGAGAAAAGGUUGCGCUAAAAAUUCAAUAUCCUGGAGUAUCAGCAGGCAUUGACUCGGAUAUUGAUAAUUUAGUAACAAUACUGAACUAUGGAAACUUCUUUCCGAAGGGCCUUUAUCUGGAAAAUUUUGCAGCGGUAGCAAGAAAAGAAUUAAAACUGGAAUGCGAUUACAAACGCGAAGCACGUGCUAUAAAAGAAUUUCAACGAUUGUUAGCCGAUGACAAGCAUUUUUAUGUUCCAAAAGUGAUUGAUGAUCUAACUACAACACAUGUGUUGACAACGGAGUACAUGGAGGGUGUCCCUGUUGACAAAUGUAUGGAUGAGCCACAAGAAGUUCGUAAUUACAUUGCUUCUAAAUUUAUCGAACUCUGUCUCCGCGAAAUUUUCGUUUGGAGGUUUAUGCAGACCGAUCCAAACUGGUCUAAUUUCUAUCUCGGCAAGCAUCCAACUGCUAAUGGUCCAACAUUAAUUCUUUUGGAUUUUGGAGCUUCACGUUCAUAUCCUAGAAAGUUUGUUGACCAGUAUAUGAAUAUUAUUCGUGCUGCUUAUGACAAUGACAAAAAUAAAAUGCUGGAAUAUUCGAGGAAGAUUGGUUUCCUAUCAGGAUAUGAAUCAAAGAUAAUGGAGAAUGCGCAUUGUGAAUCAAUCGGUAUUCUGGGUGAGACAUUGGCAUCUACAACUCCAUAUGAUUUUUCGAAACAGAAUGUAACGAAAAGAAUUCACGCAUUAAUUCCAGUGAUGUUAAAACAUCGCCUAAUAUCACCGCCUGAUGAAAUUUACUCAUUACAUCGAAAACUUUCUGGAUCCUUUUUAUUAGCAUCCAAAUUAAAAGCAGUUGUUGCCUGCGGUGCUUUAUACGAACAGAUUUAUGAGGAGUACAGAUUUGGUGAUAGCGCCAGCGUGAAAGAUGUUAACAUUGAUAAAUGA